UUUGACGCAUAAAAUAUUUGAUAAUUAUGGAUUUAAUUGAUGAAAUAUAUUGUGCCGAACAAAUUAAAAUACCCGUGAAUUUUCCAUAUAUUUUAAAACUUUAUGCAAAAUCUGCCAUUCGUACACAACCAUAUGAUUUGCUGAAAUGGUCUUCUGUUUAUUUUCGUUCAAUUGCUGAUGGCAAAAUUCCACCCGUUAAAGAACGAUUGGAGUAUCCGCCUUGUGAACAUCCUUCAAAAAUUACACCGUAUUACCUAAAAUCAUUGCUGAAUCAAUAUGGUCACGUUCGAAGUGUAACCCUUGAAUCACUUUUAACCAGUUGGCAUGAAAUCGGUUUCUCUGAAACGAGUCUUUAUCAGAUAUUAACGAUUGGUCAGUUUCUAAAGGAGCGAGUUUGCGAUUUUUAUCAAUUCUUGGCAAUAGCUUGCGGCCUCCUUGGAAAAAACCUUUUUGAAACGAUGGUGUAUGUUUGUGAGCUCUUGACGGAGGAGCCGGAGGGCGGAUCUGCGAUGAUACCACUGAAAACGUUUCUCAGCCUCUAUGGAUAUCUUGCAAAUCUCAAUUGCACGGAAGAAUCGGAAGCCUUAGAGUUGUGCUUCUGUGAAAGUGUGUCCAACGUCAGAGAAAAUGAGAAGAUGAAUGAGAUCAAAGAAAAAGAAAAAGCCAAGCAAAAAAUGAAAAUAAGCCAAAAAAAUAUUUCUGAUCUUUCAUUUUAUUGUGAGGAACAAAUAGAGGAAACUAUCAAGAUUCCAGAUUCAACAAUUCUCAACAGUACAAAAAUUUCACAAAAUACAAUUUUUGAUAAAGAAGAAGAAAAUUCCGAGAUCUUAAUUCUUUUCGAUCAAAGAACAGAAAUAAAAUCUGAUGACAAUCUCGUGUCACCGAAUCAUUACAAUUUCUUUGAGAUUGAGGACAAGAUGAAUGACGAGAAAAAGGAGGUUAAGAAGAGGACCGAUGAAAGGAACAAAGAUGAUGAUGAUUACAGUUUCUCGUUUAAAGGAGAAGAGACAGAAGUCAGUAGCUUUGAUGAUGAAUGCAUUGAGCAUGAUUUGAAAUACUUGGAGAAUUCUUUGAAUGGUACCUGUGAGAAUAUUGACGUGAAAUUAGACAUUGAAUCCAUAGUCGAGGAAAUCAGUUCUCCAGUAGUUGAUUUUGUCGAGGAGUUCCUGACAAGAAUGAAACUCGAAUUUCCGAAUCCGUGUGAAUUGUUGAAAGUUCCUGGGAUUGGGCCAAAGGUCUCUGAAGAUACAGUGACCAAAGUUGGUCUAUGGUUGGGAGAUUGCUCCCGUCGACAAAACGGAAUUGUUGGACCAAGGAACAUGAGACAUUUCCUCUGUCCAUAUCUCGACGACUUAUCCAGUGCAUGAGGAUUACAAGAGAGAGAGAGAGAAAAAAAAACCUCAAGUACCAUUAAGUCUAUGAGUGUGUCUAGAGUCUGCAUGGCCCCCGAGAAUGAACAGCCAGGAAGUUCCUUUACCAAGUCGACCAUACCUCUCGAGGUGUAUAUAUGUGUGUGAUCGAUCUCUUUCUGCUCUGUAAUUUCAUUUUUCUUUUCUCUCGUUGAAGUUCAAAGACCCCCUCCCCCCUUACUCUGUGAGUUAAGUGCCUUGCUGCGCAAGUCGAAAAGAAAAGAGCUUUCUGCGAGAGGUACUCACGUUUUCACUCCCGUAAAAUGUAACUGCUAAGGAAACAAUGAAAGCAUUACAAUUUUUUUCCAACUGGUAUUGCACUUUUUUCAAGAUAGUAAUUUAUUUUCUCAAUUUGACUUGAUUUCUCAAAAAUUUCUGAAAUUAAAAUAAAAAAAGAAGUAAAAUUUGUUUACUUCUAUUAAUUUAA
Molecule: messenger RNA, 1836 nt
Organism: Leptopilina boulardi
Lineage: Eukaryota; Metazoa; Arthropoda; Insecta; Hymenoptera; Figitidae
Exons: 6
Coding region: 27-1367 (446 amino acids)
Source: RefSeq, a predicted model, not a curated record